Malaclemys terrapin pileata is the source of this 3236-nucleotide messenger RNA. RefSeq names its product XPA binding protein 2 (gene XAB2). Gene Ontology annotation, molecular function: protein binding. The transcript has 19 exons. Gene Ontology annotation, cellular component: Prp19 complex; post-mRNA release spliceosomal complex; U2-type catalytic step 2 spliceosome. Gene Ontology annotation, biological process: mRNA splicing, via spliceosome; generation of catalytic spliceosome for first transesterification step. The coding region runs from base 60 to 2639 and encodes 859 amino acids. The record is from RefSeq and is a predicted model, not a curated record. NCBI's taxonomy places the organism in Eukaryota, Metazoa, Chordata, Testudines, Emydidae.
CGCGCCGGGGCCUGGCGGUGUCUGUGUGUGGGGGGGGCGCAGGGUCUGGUGUAGCCGCGAUGCCGGCGCUGGAGGAGACGCCGGUGGCCGCCGGCGAGGGGAAGCCGGACCUCUUCUUCGAGGAGGAGGAUCUGCAGUACGAGGAAGAAAUCCUGCGCAACCCCUUUUCUGUCAAGUGCUGGAUCCGCUACAUUGAGUUCAAGCAGAACGCUCCCCGGCAUGUGCUGAACCUGAUCUACGAGAGAGCCCUCAAGGAGCUGCCAGGCAGUUACAAGCUGUGGUACAACUACCUUAAGCAGCGCCGGAAGCAGGUGAAGAACAGGUGUGUGACUGACCCCGGCCAUGAGGAGGUGAACAACUGCCAUGAACGUGCCCUCGUCUUCAUGCACAAGAUGCCUCGGAUCUGGCUAGAUUACUGCCAGUUCCUCAUGGACCAGUGCCGGAUCACCCGCACGCGCAGGACCUUUGACCGGGCGCUCCGGGCGCUGCCCAUCACACAGCACCAUCGCAUCUGGCCCCUCUACCUGAAGUUUGUGCGCUUGUACCCCCUGCCCGAGACGGCUGUGCGAGUCUACCGCAGGUACCUGAAGUUGAGCCCCGAGAACGCCGAGGAGUACAUUGAAUACCUGCGCUCCAUUGACCGGCUGGACGAGGCUGCCCUCCGCCUUGCCACAGUGGUCAAUGACGAGAGGUUCGUCUCAAAGGAGGGGAAAUCCAACUACCAGCUGUGGCACGAGCUAUGUGACCUCAUCUCCCAGAACCCUGACAAGGUGAAGUCCCUCAAUGUUGGGGCCAUCAUUCGCGGAGGCCUGACCCGCUUCACCGACCAGCUGGGCAAGCUCUGGUGCUCCCUGGCCGACUACUACAUCCGCAGCGGGCACUUUGAGAAGGCCCGGGACGUGUACGAGGAGGCCAUCCAGACGGUGAUGACGGUGCGAGAUUUCACCCAGGUGUUUGACAGCUAUGCCCAGUUCGAGGAGAGCAUGAUUGCAGCCAAGAUGGAGACCACCUCUGAGCUGGGGCAGGAGGAGGAGGAUGAUGUGGACCUGGAACUGCGCCUGGCUCGCUUUGAGCAGCUGAUCACACGGCGCCCCCUGCUGCUCAACAGCGUGCUGCUGCGCCAGAACCCCCACAACGUCCACGAGUGGCACAAGCGCGUGAAGCUCUACGAGGGCAAACCCCGAGAGAUCAUCAACACCUACACGGAGGCCGUGCAGACCGUGGACCCCUUCAAGGCCACCGGCAAGACACACACACUCUGGGUCUCCUUCGCCAAGUUCUAUGAGGAUAAUGGGCAGAUUGAGGACGCCAGGACCAUAUUUGAGAAAGCCACCAAGGUGAACUUCAAGCAGGUGGACGACCUGGCCUGCGUGUGGUGCGAGUACGGGGAGAUGGAGCUGCGCCAUGAGAACUAUGACCAGGCCCUGCGCAUCCUCCGGAAAGCCACGGCCAUCCCAGCCAAGAAAGCAGAGUACUUCGAUGCCUCAGAGCCCGUCCAGAACCGUGUGUACAAGUCCCUCAAGGUCUGGUCCAUGCUGGCCGACCUGGAAGAGAGCCUGGGCACCUUCAAGUCCACCAAAGCGGUGUACGACCGCAUCCUGGACCUGCGCAUCGCCACGCCCCAGAUCAUCAUCAACUAUGCCCUCUUCCUGGAGGAGCACACCUACUUCGAGGAGAGCUUCAAGGCCUACGAGAGGGGCAUCUCCCUGUUCCGCUGGCCCAACGUGUACGACAUUUGGAACACCUACCUGACCAAGUUCAUCGACCGCUAUGGUGGCAAGAAGCUGGAGCGUGCCCGCGACCUCUUCGAGCAGGCACUGGACGGCUGCCCCCAGAAAUAUGCCAAGACCAUCUACCUGUUGUAUGCCAAGCUGGAGGAGGAGUUCGGGCUGGCGCGGCAUGCCAUGGCGGUGUAUGAGCGGGCCACGCGGGCCGUGCAGCCCUCGGAGCAGUACGAGAUGUACAACAUCUACAUCAAGCGGGCGGCCGAGAUCUACGGGGUCACCCACACCCGCAGCAUCUAUGAGAAGGCCAUUGAGGUGCUGUCAGACGAGCACGCCCGCGAGAUGUGCCAGCGCUUUGCCGACAUGGAAUGCAAGCUGGGUGAGAUUGACCGGGCCCGGGCCAUCUACUCCUACUGCUCGCAGAUCUGUGACCCCCGGACCACAGGCUCCUUCUGGCAGACGUGGAAGGACUUUGAGAUCCGGCACGGGAACGAAGACACAAUCCGGGAGAUGCUGCGCAUCAAACGCAGCGUCCAGGCCACCUACAACACCCAGGUCAACUUCAUGGCCUCGCAGAUGCUCAAAGUCUCCAGCAAUGCCACGGGCACCGUGUCAGACCUGGCGCCGGGGCAGAGUGGCAUGGAUGACAUGAAGCUGCUGGAGCAGCGGGCAGAGCAGCUGGCGGCCGAGGCAGAGCGGGACAAACCCCGGGCCAAGGAGAAGAUCCUCUUUGUCAGGAGCGAUGCGUCACGCAGCGAGCUGGCCGCACUCUCCAGGCAAGCGAACCCUGACGAGAUCGACAUUGACGAGGAGGAGGAGGACGGGGGUGAGAGCGAGGAGAAUGAGCCUGAUGAGGUGCAGCUGGAGCAGCAGAGUGUCCCCUCAGCUGUGUUCGGGGGGCUGAAGACAGACUGAACUGGAACUGGGGGCAGCCAGUGGGCACCAUGGAGCCUGCUCCCCUCCUGGACUGUGGGCAGAGGGGUCUGGACUUUGACUGAUCCCCUAGAGCAUGGGCUGAGUGUCCAUCCCCCUGGGGCUGGCUGGAGCCAUGCCCUGUCCCUCACCCAGGGGAACACUGCUGCCCUAGUUCUUCUGGGGCUGUAGGCCAAGCAGGCUCCCUGAGUUCUGGGCUCCCUCUCCCCCUUGGGCUGUGGGGCCCUGGCUCCUAGGAGGGAGGGGGUAGGGUGGGGUAGGGCUGUGCCAUCCAGGCAGGGGAGGACCCUGCUCAGGGCCAUUGGCGGGAGGGUGUGGAGCCAGCCUGCCCACCCCUCCCCCAUGAAGCACUUUGGGAGCCUGGCUUGUUAAGAGGGGAGGGAGCCAGUCCUGGAUCUGGGCUGCACCAGCUAGUGAGUGGGGUAAACCAUGUGCUUGGUGCUCUUCCCCCACUGCUGGCAUGGCUGGGGCAUGGGUGGCCACACCUCUGGCUCUGGUGCAGGGAGCGGGGGAGUACCCCCCCAAAGGGGCUCCUGUGUCUGAGGCAGGGUGUUUUACUAUAAAUGUUUCUUUUUCUAA